Tetrahymena thermophila SB210 is the source of this 3588-nucleotide messenger RNA. Its product is annotated as tubulin-tyrosine ligase family protein. The record is from RefSeq and is a predicted model, not a curated record. NCBI's taxonomy places the organism in Eukaryota, Ciliophora, Oligohymenophorea, Hymenostomatida, Tetrahymenidae. The transcript is spliced from 13 exons. Gene Ontology annotation, biological process: protein modification process.
AUGAUUAGAAAUAACCAAAAUUUAGCACCUUAAGCUGGCUAAGUUACAGGUUAAAUCAAUAGCCCCUUAAUUGAAAAGUUAUAAAAAUUUUAGCAGAAGUAUCAACAAAUAUUAGAACACUAAAAUCCUAUCACUCAAUUAAUUUAGAAGUCUAAUGCUAAUUCAUUUACUAUCAUAAAUAAAUAAUAGAAUUCCGACUUUGAAGAUAAAUAAAUUUAUACUAGGCGCUAAGCGAAUCCACAUUAAUCCUACAUAGCACAAUCAAAAAAAAAUAUUCUAGAAAAGCAAUAUAAUUAACUCUAUUUGUAAAAACUACAGUAAAACCACACUCAGAUAUAAAAUUAGCAAUAAAUUUAGCUAGAAAAUGCUCUUCUUAAAUCAUAGGUCAAUCCAAGUAUUACUGAGUAUUCAGCACAAAAGUCAAAUAACUAACCACACGUUAAAGGAAAUCAAAUAUUAGCGGACUACAAUACCCUCCACAUUUAAUAAUUUGAAGAUAAAUUAAAUGACUACGUAAAUGAGAGAAAUCGAAUUUAUUAGUAGAUAUACAAGAAUUAAAAUACUGAAAAUAAAGACAGUACUUCGAUAAACAGGCCUAGUGCGAGAUAAUAUAAUAUUGUUAAUCUAAAUAAGAUUAACUUAAGUAAUGAAAGGUACUGCGAAAUUGAAGCUUAUCUUGAAAAUUCAUAGACAGUUCCAACUUAAUAAAACCACUCUAAUGCAAAUGCUAUCUUACCCAUUUAGCAGUAGCAGAAAAACCAUUCAGUGAUUUAACAAGUGAUUAAAAAAUAGCUAUAAGGUGGUUAAAGAAUAGUUAAAUUCAAUAAGAAGAGAAGAGAAAUAAAACCUUCCAAUCUUUUAGGUGGUGAUUAUUUUAUGUUUUUGGAUGCAAAAAGGUAAGGCCACUUGAAAUCUCUUAAAGACUGUGAUGAAGAUGUUCUCUAUAGGAUUUGGCAGCUUCAAGAAAAAGGAAUUGUUGUUAAUGAAUCGGAAUUAAUGGCAGUAUCAUGUGGAGAGUCUAUACAGUUGGUCACUUAAAAAUAACAUGCCUUCUAGAGAUAACCUCAUUACAAUAAAAGAGUUAACGUUCAGUCAUUGAUUGGCUAAAAUACCAUAUCUAAGAGUGGUAUAGAUGAAACUCAAAUGAAUUUGUCAAUAUCUCCUUCGAGUAAUGUGGUUUCUUACCCAACUUAAUAAUAUUAUUCUGCUAACUACUAAUAUUAAAAUUCUAAUAAUGCUGAUUAGAUUAUGAUUGAUGAUUAGUUAUCAAAUAAAAAGUAGAUUGAACAAAAUUUAAUGAUCUCUAGUCUUAAUUAUAACUAAAAAGAUUUUAAAAAUAAUAAUGAAUACAGGCUUGUCAGAGCAAAAGAUGAUUAUGAUAAAGAAAGCAUAUAGCAAAUGUUUUAACCUUUUAAUUCACCCACUAACAGGCCAAUGAGCAGUUCGAUACAAAAUAAGAGGAUUGUAAAUGGGCUUCCUCUCGUUUCAGGGAAUUAAAUUUUGACUAAUUAUAAUCAGCUGAGAUACAUGAAUAACAUCUAAAAGACAUAAAAUUAAAAAAAUGAACCUCCAAAGAAAAUUUCUUAUAAUUUAGGAAUUAUUCAGUAGGCUCUUAAUGAAGGUACUUAGCCCUCUGCUACAAUAACAUAAAAAAUGAUAAUAAAACAUACUCCUAGGAUAAAUUCUCGACCUGUUUCGAAUUAUGAGCAAACUGCAAGUGGAAUCGCAGUUGCUUAAAAUACAAUCAGCUAAAAUAAUCAAUAAAAUGAUAAAUAAUUUAAAAGAAAAAGCAUUAAAAACACAAAUAAUUCUCCGAAAAACUAAGUUGUUUCAACUAAAUAGCAGAUACUAUAAUAAAAAAUGGAAAAUUAUAGAGAUUUCAUAAAUAUCCUCAAUUACUCUAACAACUUAAUUAUUCCUUACAACUUAUCAAAUCCUAAUCCACCUUUAUACAAAGUAUAUAUUGGAUUGGGUAAUAAUGGAAUUUUAGUUAGAUAGAUUUUUAAAUCAAGGUGGUGGUGGUAGCUAGUCGAAAGCCAUGAUGACUGGCCUGAUUGCUAAUUUUUGUGGAUGUAGUGGAGAAGGAAAGAGUAUACAAAGUAUAUGAAGUCUCUUCCACAGCUCACAUAUGAAAAAUAGCUAAUCAAGAAUGUUGAAAACAAAGGAGAGGAUGAAAGUAAACCUACUUUAAAAAAGAAGAUGACAAUUGAGCAGUCCAAGAAAAAAGGAGAAUCUUAUUAAAAACUGGUUUAAAAGCUUAUUAAUGAAUCAGAUUUUGAUUCUUUGGAGAAUUAUUUAAUGUAAAAUAAGAAAAUAUUUGCACCUCCAUUCAUAUCUAAAGAUUUUUGUAGCGAGAAAUACUGUGAAGAGCAAAGUAAAAAUAGAACUUUUACAAAAUUAAAAGAUCCCAUAAAUUAUAAGCUUCAUAAUCAUGUUUAAAAUAACUUUCACAUUUGCAAUAAAAAAGCAUUAUUCUAUAAUAUGAGAUAAUAUUAUGAAUGUAUAUAAAAAAAUCCAUUUGAUUACAUUCCUCUAACAUUUCAUAUUAAGGAGGGUACGAGUGAUCAAGAAUGGGAGAAGUUUUUAACUUUCUAUAAUUAAAUUGAAGGAUAAAUGCAAGAAAAUGAGAAGCUUAGGUAGAAAAUAGAUGCUGAGAAGCUCAAUAUUGAAAAGCCUAAAUAAAUUAAGAAUGUUUGGAUAAUCAAGCCAGGUGAGGCUACAAACAGGGGAAAUGGAAUCCAAGUUGCAUCAGAUUUGUAGUCUAUAUAAAAUAUAGUUAACACUAAAGAAAUGCAUAAUAAUGGCAAGAAAAAAACAUUUAUCAUACAGAAAUACCUUGAAAAACCUCUGCUAUACAACAAGAGAAAGUUUGAUAUUAGAUGCUAUAUGCUCAUAACAACCUAUAACGGUAUCAUAAAAGGAUAUUGGUAUCAAGAAGGAUAUAUAAGAACUAGUUCAAAAGAAUUUACUUUAAGAAAUCUAGAUAACAAAUUUAUUCAUUUGACUAACGACGCAAUUCAAAAAAAAGGGGAAGAAUUCGGAAAAUUUGAAAUUGGAAAUAAACUUUCUUUUAAUGAAUUUUAGAGGUAUAUGGAUACUAUAAACAGUUCUAGUUAAGUUAAAUAUAACUUUAUGGAGAAAACCUAUCAAGAUAUGAAAGGUGUUGCAACAGAUUGUGUCAAAGCAAUUUUCAAGAAGCUUGAGCCUUAAAAAAAAUAAUUCAGUUUUGAACUAUUUGGUUUAGAUUUUAUGAUUGACGAUAGCUAUAAGACAUGGCUGAUUGAAGUAAAUACAAAUCCUUGUUUAGAAACCAGCUGCCCACUUCUAGCUAGAAUCAUAUCCACUCUUGUUGAAAAUGUAUUUAAAGUUGCAGUUGAUCCAAUCUUCCCCCCUCCUAAUUUCCCUAAGAGUAAAAAGCACUUAAUCCCAGAAAAUAUUUUUGAGUCUAAUAAAUUUGAAUUAAUAUUCGAUGAACUUCAAGACGCUUAAUAACUCUCUACCCUUCCUUCUAAAAGUGAUUAUGAUGACUUUUUAGAAGAAGACUGUGAAGAAGAAGAACAGCUACUAGCAGAAGAAGAAAGUGAGUGA